This is a messenger RNA of Penaeus vannamei (Pacific white shrimp), 3013 nucleotides long. The record is from RefSeq and is a predicted model, not a curated record. Lineage: Eukaryota; Metazoa; Arthropoda; Malacostraca; Decapoda; Penaeidae.
AUGUACGUUGGGUCAUAUAAAAUUGUGUUACGAAACAGUGUUCAUAAACAACAGUUGGAAAAGCUGCAACGCAAGUUAGCUGUUACCGCUUAUCGUGUUCAUAACUCGUUAUAUUCAGUUACCGAAAUCGCUGUAUCUGAUCUCGUGGAUGAGAAAUUCUCUUUUACAUUCGGAUGUGUUCGGGCAUCCACUGCGAUCCUCAGACGCACGUGCAAAAGGAGAAUCAAUUCCUUUUGGGAUGAACGCAUCACAAUUUGGGAAUCAGGAAAUAUUGAAACAGUCAACAACAGAUGCAGAUACAACUAUAACUGCUUCAUCCGCUCCACCGCCCUCAAGACCUUGAUCAGUGUGUCAACGGUCAUCCUCCUAGGGCUCAUAUGUGCCUAUCACGCGCUCGAGGUCCAGUUAUUCAUGAUUGACAACUGCGCCGACGACUGGCGCAUCGCAAUGACGUGGCAAAGGAUAGCGCGGAUAGUGAUGGAGCUCCUGAUCUGCGCAGUCCAUCCUAUCCCGGGCGAAUAUUCCUUCUUCUGGACCACGAAACUCUCCAACCAGGGCGGGGUGGUCGACUCCCAGUGGGUUCCGAUCGACAUCACGCUCUCCCUGCCAAUGUUCCUGCGGCUCUACCUUAUAUGUCGAGUCAUGUUGCUACACUCUAAGCUCUUCACCGACGCUUCCUCGAGAAGUAUUGGCGCUCUCAACCGCAUCAACUUCAACACGCGGUUUGUCCUCAAAACGCUAAUGACCAUCUGUCCAGGCACUGUGUUGUUGGUGUUCAUGGUUUCACUCUGGAUCAUUGCGUCAUGGACUCUCCGCCAGUGUGAGAGGUACCAUGAUGAAGAACAUGCCAAUUUGUUGAACGCCAUGUGGCUUAUAGCGAUCACAUUCCUUUCCGUGGGGUACGGUGAUAUAGUCCCAAAUACAUACUGUGGGAGGGGUAUUGCGGUGACUACUGGAAUAAUGGGGAACGGUAGCAUGGCGCUGGUGGUUGCAGUGCUCAUGACAAAAAUUCAGAUGCAGCCGGCGGAAAAACGGGUUCAUGUGCUCAUGAUGGAAAAGCAGCUGAACUGGAGGUUAAAAAAUUCGGCGGCUAACGUCCUGCGCGAGACGUGGCUAAUAUACAAACACACCAAACUUGUCAAAAAGGUUAACCACGGUCGGGUCAGGACGCACCAGCGGAAGUUCCUAUUGGCCAUUUACGCGCUACGGAAGGUCAAAAUGGACCAGCGGAAAUUAAUGGACGCCAACACCAUCACUGAUAUGGCAAAGACGCAGAACACCGUGUACGAGCUGGUGUCCGACAUGAACGGGCGCCAGGACGUCCUGGACGAGCGCGUGACGACGAUGGAGGACAAGCUAACGCAGAUCCAGGAGUCGCUGGACUCGCUCCCCGACGUCCUGGCUCGGUGCCUGCAGAAGCACCAGGAGCUCCUUGAUCAAAGGCGAGUCGCCGCCCCCUCCUCCAACUCCCUCCACCCUGACAUGGCGGCCCGGCCGGGGGGCUACCCGGCGCUCACGGGCGGCCAGUCCCCGCGGGGCUCGCCCGUGUGGCAGCAGCAGCAACAGCAGCCGCAGCAGCCGCAAGGAAACGCACCUCCCAUAUUCCCCCGGGCCAGCCUGAGCCCGACCUUGCAGUCAGGGGAGCGGUCGCCCCCCGCGCCGGCGUCGCUCAGCGGGCAGUCGCUGCCCAAGUCGGAGGCGUGAAGCUAAGCCGUCCAACCGCGGGCAACAGCAGAAGUAAAAGUAGCAACCACAGCUGUUUGUAGGCUACUGUUGAUGUCCGCGCCUUACACGCUUCUACACUCGCCAACACCCAGUACCAGUCUCACAUCUCUCUCCCGCUGCCCUUAUCUCCUGCCGCGGCGGGCCGAGGCGCUCGCGGCCUCCGGGACUCGCCGGCGCCGCACUCUCCAGGUCGACACUUCACCGCUCUCCCUCAUCACUCAGUGCAUAAUGUGAUAUUAGACAAGACACGGCUGUAGGGAGGAUCACCUCUGCCGGUCGGGUACAGCAGUUCGAGUGAGACUCCCGGCGGAUAGUUAUAAACUUCUACUGAUAUUAAACAUUUCCUUGAACAUUCUAACGGCACUUUAGAAAGGGUGUGUUAACUCUGUGUAGCAUGAUUAUGGAUGGUAAUGCAUCUACAAGGAAAGGACUAAACCUGUUCAAAGGUUUCGAUACUCCUUUGCAAAUAUGGUGCUCUUUGGGAAGUUAUAAGGCUCUGGCAGUAUUCUCCGCUCUGGCAAGUUAUGACACGACGCUGUUGAGAAGCUUCCGUGAGGGGCAGAUGCUCCCUUGACUGGCUCUCUGCCGUCAGUAGAAAGAAAACAAUGCCCAGGUCAGAGGACAGAGUUAUUCAAGAACAUCAAAAUGGCAGAUGGUGACCCGAGGUGGCCCGCGGAAUCAGAGUGACCCCGGGGGAACCUGAUUGGCCACAGGGGACACACACACAUACACCCUCACGUCACCCCAAGUUGAUCGUUCUUGAGUAAUCUGCGUAGAAGACCAAGUUUUCCCUGGCACUGCGGUGGCGGUCCUCAAGGAUGAAGUCCCAGGUGGACCUCCACACAAAACUCGAGAGGGCCACCACCCAAUGGAGGAAUGACUUGGGUCUUGCUAGAUGAUAGGUAUCAGCGCUUAUUAGAAAGGUGGACCGGGUGACGGCCUUCGUUUGGUAGAAAAGGGAGGGUUACCGUGCCUACGACAGGGAAUAACAUACGUGCAAACACAUACAUACAUUUUUUUUCGUUACCUCUUAAUGUUCUCUCUCUCUCUCUCUCUCUUUAUUUCUAUAUCUAUUUUUCUCACCUCUUCCUUUUCCCCCUCUGUCACUCUCUUUCCCUUCCUCUGCAUUUUCAAAUUAUCAGGAUCUAUCUGUCCAUACCCUCAUUUUCGGGUCCACCCUUUCUUCUCUUCACAUAGCCACUAUACAUAUCUUCCACCUAUAAAUCAUAAACGCAAAUCAAACACACACACACAAACUCCUACACAUACACCUACACACACACACACA